GACGUAGCGACGCACGGCUUGGGCGUUGUACUUCCAUAAUGAGAUACUUUAUAACUGCAGUGCUGCCCUUGACAUCAAUCGAGUCAGAAGAACUUGGAACUGUUGUUGGAUUCGGGGAAACUUGCUUUGCGCGCUUUUCGGCAGAAAACCAUUUUUGUGGAAUUAUAAUCACUCUGCAGUCGUACUGACUCCUUCUGACAAGAUGCUGCUCCUACUACUGGGAAUCGUUAUCCUGCACAUCGCAGCCUUAGUCCUCCUGUUUGUGUCAACAAUUGUCAAUGCCUGGGCAACAGGGUCCGCUAGCAGUUCAGACCUCUGGAAGAACUGCUCUACAACCAAUGGAGGAUACCACUGUGACCCGGCCAACACUGGAGAGUGGAUCCAGGCGGUGCAGGCCCUGAUGAUCCUGUCCAUCAUCUUCAGCUUCAUCUCUCUCUUCCUGUUCUUCUGUCAGCUCUUCACCCUGCAGAAGGGAGGACGUUUCUUCCUCACUGGGGUCUUCCAGAUCCUCGCCAGUCUGUUUGUGAUGAGUGGAGCAGUGAUCUAUACGGUGAUGAGUCCUAAGUGGGUGCCUGAGACUGAGGCCUUCGGCUGGGCCUAUAUCCUGGCCUGGGUGGCCUUCCCUCUGGCCCUGAUCAGCGGACUCAUCUAUGUCAUCUUGAGAAAACGGGAAUGAGACCCCUGUCCCCUAACCUCCACCCCACUCUCAGCAUUAACAAUCCCCCCUCAGGAGAGUAAACUCAGAAGCUUGAGGACUGGUUUAUCUGACUGGGUCCACAGCCUUCUUCACCAAGGUUUGCAUCUACUGAGAGGUAACACCCAAACACAACCAAACAAGAUGACAUGAUGAAACAAUACUGUCAGAAUUUGAAAUGUAUAUAGUAUCUAUGGUUUAAAGCCUAUUUAUAACACUUUUUACAUAUGUGUACAUAGUAUUGUUGUGUUGCUCUGCCGUCAAAGAUAUUCGUACAAGCUUCUUUUUAGCUGAUAAAUAUGUUUCUAAUUAAUGAUGAAAUAAUUAGACACUCUGUUUCUGUAAACCACCAAAAAAUGAAUACAAAUGGUUUUUGAACUAUUUUAACCAAAGUGCAUGUAUAAAAUGGAGAGCUAGAAGGAAUUUGUGUAACUGAGCUUGUUUUACAAAAACAAAAAGUGGCAACAUCCAAAUAAUGGCUUAGAUGUUUUUCAACUUUAUUUCUUAUGUUAUUUUUCUAUCUUUUUUUUUUCAACAAAGAUGGUGCUAUGUAUUUACCAUUCCUAUUACUGAUUUUCAUUUACAGUCAAAUGACUUGACUUAUGAAGUAACUAUAAACGUCAGGGUGAGAAGUAGACUUCAGUGUAAUGUCCAUAUGCCUAACUGCUUCUGUUUAUAGAGAAAUCAUUGAUUUGUCUAAAUAAAGCUUUAGAAAAACAGUCAGCUGUGAUUGUUCAGCUAAAAGGAGCAUUGGAGUUGGGUUGGAGUCGGGGCGAUGGCGCAGUAGUUUUUUGGUUGGAAUGCCAUUUGGAAUGUCAGUAUUAGCACGCCCUGCCAAAGUUCCAUUUGAUUUCCUCUGUUUUAGACAGAGUUCAAGGCUGGAGAACGUGAGAUAAAUGACAGCGUUGAUCUGGGUUGUUGUCUUCUCGCUCUCUCUGUUGUAAGGCCAUGCCAUGUUCAUCUGUUUGUGUUUAUAGCAUAUGUACGACCAGUAAACACGCUAGAAACCAACCUGCCUCUUGGACGGAGUACUGUAACAACUAGUAGGGCAUUGCAGCCAGAUCCAAAUUGAUUUUAAGUUUUUAUAUCUGAUUACAUUAUAGAGAUAUUUCAAAGAAGGUCAAGCAAGCUCCGAGGCAGCCACCUCCAACCUGAUCAAGGCAGAAUAGAGGACAUGAUUUUUAGUAUUAGCCUUGCCAUGUGGGAGAAAAUGGACAGAGGUCGGCAGUUGUGAUACACAUGUUCUGUUUCAUAUUUGAAGUUUGACAAGCUGCAGUUUCUGCCACCCUAAAGUACAUGACUUAUGUUUAUUUUUGAUAUAAUGUUAAUAACAUAUCUAUGACUAUCUAGUAUGUAGACUCAUUAAUAAAACAAACCAAAUUGAAAACAGCUCCUACCUACGGGGAUUUCUAUAUAUUUCACUACUGUAUCACAGCAUAACAAUAACCCAAUUAGAGCUAUAGCCAAGACAUUGCUUAAUGUUGAUGUAUGUAACUAUUUAGCCAUUUACAGAGUUAAUAGCUAUGUUGUUUAAAUGGUCCAAUGUCUGCCUUGAAGAGUAAUGGUAAACUACUGAAGUGAAAAUGUACAGUACAUGAAAGAGUGUAAUGUGGGAUCCCUUACUGUAUUUGGUUGGUCUUAGAUAACUGUGUGCUAUUAAAGAGAAUGCAAAUUCUG
Messenger RNA from Coregonus clupeaformis (lake whitefish), 2371 nucleotides. Its product is annotated as peripheral myelin protein 22. Lineage: Eukaryota; Metazoa; Chordata; Actinopteri; Salmoniformes; Salmonidae. Gene Ontology annotation, cellular component: plasma membrane. The record is from RefSeq and is a predicted model, not a curated record. The transcript is spliced from 5 exons. Bases 203 to 676 code for a protein of 157 amino acids.